AAUCUCCAUUAACAACCUAUCUUACACAGAAAUCCAGGUUAGUUAAGAUCGAGAAACUAAUUCACGGUUAGAGAGUGAUACAAGAUCCAUAAUAAACCUUCUUUCCUAUUAGACCCAACUCGUCAAGAGACUACAACAUUAAUGGAACCCGUGGGCGGAGCACUCCUGGGGCUCGUUUUCCAGGAGCUGUACACCACCAUCAAGCUGUACAUGCACCCUUCCCUCACACGCGCCUCCACGCUCCGCUCCAAGCUCGCCGUCCUGGCCGGGAAAGUGGAGCCGCUCAGCCGCAGGUUCGCCGCCAUCGACGCGCGCUACCCGGAGUCGGGGGCCCACAGGGAGGCCCUGAAGCUGCGGGAGAUGCUGGAGAAGGCCGACGCGCUGGUGCGGGACUGCGGCGGGAUCCGGUGGUGGAACCUCCGGCGGAAGCGGCGGUUCUCCAAGCGCCUGACGAGGCUCGACGCGUCGCUCGGGAUGCUGCUGAGCGUGGAUUUUGGGCCUGGGGCGGUGAUGGGCCGGCUGAUGACUAUAGAGGCCCAGGUGGUGGAGAUGAACGCGAAGCUGGAUCGGAUGUACGUAGGCCGGCAGGUGGGGCCCGCUCCGCCGUUGGGGAGGCAGAGGAGCGGCGGUGGUGGUGGGCGACGGGGGAUGAGGGUUGAGGUUCGUUAUGAGAGGACGGAGAAGAGGACGUGUUUGAACAUUUCGGUUUGUUGGGGUCAUUGCUGCGGCGGCCGUGAUAAUGACGACGACGAGGAUGGUGACCGGAGAGGAGACUAUCGCAAGCGGGCCUAAUUAACAAGAGAAGGAGACUUGGGUUAUGGAUUCUUGAGACGACUCUGCUCAUUUGUAUACUUGAUUAAUUUGUUCAUUGUCAUGUACGUGAAAUAACAACCAUGGUUCAAU
This is a messenger RNA of Linum trigynum, 903 nucleotides long. The record is from the annotation of a GenBank genome assembly. Lineage: Eukaryota; Viridiplantae; Streptophyta; Magnoliopsida; Malpighiales; Linaceae.